GGCCGCGUGACCAGUUGUUGUGGUGGUGCUGGGGGGCCCGGACGAUCCCCGCCAACCAUGUCACGUAGACCCUUGUGAGGCCAUAAUUAAUCAUUCCCCCGGUACCGAGUAAAGAUAACCAUGCAGGUGAGUCCUUAAGUAUCUGGUGCUGAGUUUGAGCCGAGGAAAGGAAGUGUGUGAAGUGGGGAAGCGGUGGAGGACGAGGUCUAAGGAGGAGGAGGGAGUGAGGAGGCAGACAAGUGAAGGUGAAGUUCCCUGUGGCGCUGACGAAGGGGUCUUAGGGUGCCCUUGACCUGACCUGACCUUCCCGGCGCCAAGAACACGACGCCGUUUGACCCUGGAGAGGAAAAAAUGCGGUAGCAGUCAGCUGGCGUGAGGCCGAGAGGGAGGCAGCCCAACCUGACCCCUGGACCUCCCAAAUUCCUCAGAGAAUGGAUAUACCUGAAGGAGCAGUUGUGCAGCAAUAUAAGAAAAGGUGAACUUCAGCUCUGUUGCGAUCGCAAGGAGAACACGGUUUCUUCACAAACAUAAUUUGCAGCUUGCUGGGCAGGGCCACAGACUUUAGGUUCUUGUGGUCUUGCACCCUCGCAUUGAGAUGUGGUUGCCACAGCCCGAGGACCCACCAUUCCUGACGGUGGGAACAGAGGUGUCUGCCAAGUACAAAGGCGCUUUCUGUGAGGCAAAGGUCCACAAGGUGGUCAAGGUUGUUAAGGUCAAGGUAACAUUUAAGCUUGGCCUAGGGUCCACAGUGGUAUCAGAUGACCUGGUAAAAGGGGUGCUUAAGAUAGGGGCACAGGUCAAGGCCAGCCACCCAGAGAAAAACCAGUAUGUGGAUGCCAUCGUCAACAAGAUUCAGGAUUGCAGCCAGUAUACUGUUGUGUUUGAUGACGGGGACAUAACAACUCUGCGUCGCACCUCAUUGUGUCUGAAAAGUGGCCGCCACUUUGCUGAAAGCGAAACCCUGGAUCAGCUACCUCUGACCCACCCAGAGCACUUUGGCACACCAGUGGGAGGUGCUCGAAGAGGACGCAGGUCCAGGCAGAACCCAGAGGGCGAAGAGUCUGGGGAUGAAGAUGAUGUCCAUAAGCGUCAUCGGUCACGGCGUGAAGAGUGGGAGUCAGACAUAGGGAAGGUCGUGUGUGUGGAACUUGGGGACAAGAAGAAACAGAAGGACAAUUGGUUCCCUGGUUUGGUUGUCGCUCCAACCUCCCAAGACUCUGUUAAGAUAGAGACCAAGAAGGACUACCUUGUCAGAUCGUUUCAGGAUGGCAGAUACUACACGGUCCCCAAGAAGGAGGCCUCACCGUUUAGCAGAGAAGUUGGGAGUAAGGUGUCUCAAAGUGCCCUCAAGAUAGCCGUGGAGAAGGCCUUGCUAUUCAUGACCAGGGACGAGCUGCCGCCUCACUGGGAUCGUGACCUGCUGUUUGGGAUGGAUGUGUCGGAUGAUGACAGCGACAGGGAUGGAUCAGACUCGGAUAGCUCGGAUGAUGAGCCGAGAGAGGAGAAGGACCAUUUUGUUGCUCAGCUGUACAAGUUCAUGGAGGAGUGUGGGGCCCCCAUUAACAGCGGGCCAACUGUUGGCAGCAAAGACCUUGACCUCUACAAGCUCUUCAAGGUUGUGCAGAAACUUGGUGGUUUCAACCGUGUGAUGAACCAGAACCAGUGGAAGGUCGUGUCCAACAAGAUGCAGCUGCAGGCCCUUGGUUCUCAGGGACCCAAUCUCAUCAAGGCUGCCUACAAGAGGUACCUUCAGAGCUUUGAGGAGUUUUAUCGCAAGCUGGGGUGCACCAUGGUGAGCAACCCCCGGGGCUCCCGCAUGAGGCACCGCUCAGGCCGCAGUCUCAUCAGGGACUGCGACCGCACGCCUCGCACCUCCAAGAAGAAAGAAAACGACAGCUGUGACUCCACGGAGGAAGAGGGCGAGAAAAAGGAGGAGGAGGAGAUAGCAUCACCAGUGGUGGUCAGGAAGACAGAGAGGAGGAAAGCCGAGAAGGAAGAUACCAAGAAAGCUGAAGAAAAGAAGGAGGCAGAGAAGGAACCAGAUAAGAAAGACUCCGACAAAAAAGAUACGGAGAAGAAAAAGGAGGAAGGCAAGGGUGGCAGGAACGUCAAACACGAACCAGCAAAGGUCCCGGAGGAUGAACCAGCCAUGACGAGGGAGCGGUCGAGGGAAUCUGGCGGAGCAAGAGAACGGUCAAGGGAAUCCACAGCGUCUGCACGGGAGCGGUCGAGGGAGUCCACUGCGUCAAGAGAACGGGCAUCCAGAGAGCAGCAGUCGGUCAGCAAGGAGCGCACCAGAGAACAGUCAGGCCCAAGGGAUACCGGGAGUGAGGCACCAACCUCUAUAAAGGACAAACUGAGGGAGCCCAGGACGCCCCGAUCUGAAGGCAAGACGAGAGCUGCUCUGGCCGCCAAGAAUGAGGCCGAGGUGAAGACCCGGUCCAGCACUGUGAAGGAGGAGAAGGAGGUGCCGGAGGUAAAGACUCGCUCCAGCACCAGGGAGGAAAAGAAGGAGAAGAAGGAGGCUCUUGAAGAUGAUGAAGAGGAGGUGGAAAUGGCACAGACCCGCUCUUCCGUUAAGCACCUGGAGGAGACUCGUGAGAAGGAGGAGCCUUCAACCCCCUCCAGGAAGACACUCACCCCCACCAGGAAGGCCAAGGCUGUGGCGGCUGAGCGUCCCAGCGUCAGCAGUUCAACCUCCACUCCGACUACAGUUGCAGCCUCAACCCCCACCACUACUGCCACCACCACCACCACAACCACCACCACUGCCAACAGCAGCAGCAGUAGCAGUAGUUGCAGCAGCAGCAGUGCAGCGGUAGGAGCAGCAGGAAGCACAGGGACAGUCUCCACCUCAGCCAUCACCACUGCUGUACCUUCCUCCUCUUCAUCAUCGUCAUCUUCCUCUUCUUCCUCCACCACCUCUUCCAUGGGCGGCACUACUACCCGCACCCCCACCCCGACCCUCACCCCCACCCCAACCCCCGACCAGGAUGACGAUGAGGAUGACGAGGAUGACUCCAGCACCUCCAAUGCCCCCUCUUCCUCGGCCCUCUUCGGCAGCCCCGGUGACAGGAAGGCCAAGAAGACCAAGGCACUCAAGGGGGCGCCAGGCCAGCCUCUGUCUGCUUUUGCAAUAACUGAUGACGCAUGUAACAAGAAGCGGGGCAGGAAGAAGAAGGUGGAGGGGGAGGUGGAGCCACCCGCUGUUUCUUCUGUUCUCUGCAGGGGCAAGUCCCUCAUUCCUGCUCAUGUGCCAGUGAGUGUUGGGGACAAGCUGCGAGUCCUGUAUGGUCCCAGCGCCAAAGAGUCCAAAAUCACUUACGAGGCCAAGGUCCUUGAGGUUGAGGAGGAGGGCAGUGCCCCCAUGUACUAUGUCCACUACCUGGGCUGGAACACCAGGUACGAUGAGUGGAUCAGGCGGCCACGCAUCGCCGAGAACAUCACCUGGUCCCAGAACCGUGCCAAGAAGGGCCGGGCCGCUGCCACCAAGGAACUCAAGGAAAAGAAGAAGGAGAAAGACACUAAAGAGCCUCUGAAGAAGGAUGAGAAGGACCCUGCUCAAGCAGCAACCGUAGCCUCCCCCAAGGCCAUCUCCAGCAAGCGAGGCCGGCCGUCAGUAGGAACCCGCGAGCGCAGGGAAAGUGACCGCAGUGAGAAGAGUGACACAAGUGUCACCAGCAAUGUCUCAGGACCCAGCACCCGGGCAGCCAAGGACCGGGGACUCUCCCAGCCUGACAGCCCCUACUCAGAUCAACGGCGACCUAAACAAGCUGGAGCAGUGGAGAGUGACAGUGAGGACUAUGAGUCUGAUGGUGACACGGGCUCUGAGAAGUCCCGCACUCGCUCCUGCUCAGACCGACGCAGCACAACGUUACUUGCAUCCUCCUCUGUGUCUUCCACUCUGACUUCAGAGCCUUCCACCAGCAGCACAACCACCACUGCCACUUCCACUGUAGUUACUGCCACCACCACGAGCACCACCACCACCACCACUGCCAUUGCCACUCCAGCCACUGCUACCACUGACAAGCCUCCUCGAGAAUCCCUGAUAAAGUUUGAGCCCACUGAAGUUAAGGAGGAGGCAGAAGAACAUAAACCUUGUGGUAAAGAUAUUGACCUGAAUGCCAUCAUCUCAGAAAUGAAAGGUUUGGACAAACCACUGAAGAAAGAGGAAGACCGCAGCCUGAAGGAGGCUCCUCCUCGGUUGAUAUCCCCAGUGAUGCCCACAACAACCUUUGUUCCACCAGAAAAGAAGGUGGGUGCUUCCCCCAUCAAGCCAUGCACAACAGACAGUCUUCCAAAGAAACUGACUGAAUCCCCAGGCAAAUCAGUGACCCAGGACUCCACUAAAUUGUUGUCUCCUAAACUAGAAAGCCUGGAAGAUGAUAUAUAUGAGUUUAAAGAGCCAGAACCUUUUGAUUUUGGUGAAAUAAGAGCCAGAAAAGAUGUAAGGAUCAAGCCCAGCAUGGGUGGUGUCUCCUCUGAAGACAGUGAUCCUGAGGGAAAGAUGAAGAAAAAGGGAAGACCCAGGAAGGACAUGAAGGACAGUGAUGGGGACAAGACAGAGUCAGACAGUGACAGCUCUCCAAGUCCACAGAAGCGACUUCUCAUGCCAAGGGAAACGAGGGAAUCGCCAGCAAAGCGACUUGCAGAAGGCAGCAAAGAGGCUGCUGCUCCGGUUCUUACAGAAGCAAGUACAAACCCCGAAAAGAAGGAUGCCAUCACGAUCGCCACCAUCAUGUCUCCACCCCGGAAGGUGCUCCUGAAGAGGGACAUCCCCAUCAAGGUGGAGGCAAUUGUCCCUGCCAUAACAGAGGCAAAAAUCAUCAAGCCAGAGUUUCCCAAAUGUCCGUCUCCCAAAGGAAGCAUAGCGGAGGGUACCCCCAAGAUUCCUCUGCCCCUCAAGGAACCAGUGAGACUGCAUGUGAUCCCAGUGAAGGCCAAAUCUGUUGGGGUCUUAGAUCGACCUGUGACAGCCAUUUCUAAGCCUCUUGGCGCAUCCUCGCACCUUCUCACUCAAGCUGUAAUCCCUGUUAUAGAAUCGAAGGCCCUUGCAAAGCCCGUUCCCAAACAGUUUGAAGUUAGGAGUGACAAACCACCACCACUGCAAGUCAAAACUGAUGACAAGGUGGAAGCAAAGGUGAUACCAUUCUCACAGAGGCAGCAGCACAUAUUCCCACACCUUCUCAAUAGACCUGAGCCAGCAGAGAAGCUAAAAGAGGCCCAGCAAAGAAUUGCAUCACCUUGUAUUCACUCUCCUCCCAGGGAAGCUGCCACUUCCACUGCCUCUACCUCCACUUCCACCUCUACCUCUACCUUCACCUCCACAUCUACCUCCACCUCUACUUCUACUACCACAUCUACUUCCACUUCUACGUCCACCUCCGAGUCUGGUGUCCAGAGUGGGCUAGAGACUGAGAGGUCCAAGAGGGAGAGCUCUGUGGAAGAGAGCAUAGAGGCUGUUGUAAAGAAGUCACGGCAAGACCAGCAGCAGCAGCAGCAGCCAGAGGAUGAUGGCGGCAAGGGUUCAGACAAGAAACGGAGGUCGUCCUCCAGGGGUAAGAAAGUGCUGAGCCGGGAGUUUGUUCCAGAUACGUCAGAAGAGUCAGAUUCAGAUAACCGCCUGUCUCAGCCUGACCAGGAGGGAAGGGUGAAGAAAGGGAAGGCAGCCUUAGAUGCAGGGGAGAAAGGGCCAGACUUCAGCAGGGGGCAGAAGCAGUUGACAGAGGCAGAAAAGAAAAGCGGAAGGAGAAAAGCAGGUGAAGCUACCACUGAGGAGGAGGAUGGCAAUGAGGAGGAAAAUGAAGAGGAAGAUGAUGAUGCUGAUGGAGAUGAAGAUGAUAGUGAAGUAUUGUCUCCCUCAUCAGCGUCAAAGGCCAAGGGAGGUGGCCGGAGGUUAGAUGUGGCUAGCGACCAAGACCAAGAAGACAACACAGAUGAGGACUUGAGGCACCAUCGCAAACGGCCAAGAGCAUCUGCCUCUGCCACGCCAAAACGGCCCGAGGAAGAGGCAGAGACUGGACUGGGAGACUUGUUGUGUGAGGAAACCAUUCCUCCAGGCAGCCCAGUGACCCAUGAUGGCUCUUGUGCAGAGCCCAGUCCACAGCAGCACCCAGAUGUGAAGAAUGAGAUGCCAUUUGCCAGUGUUCCCACUGGCAGCAGCUUCGGGAAGAGAGGACCCAUCCCUGUUGGAGGACAAAUACCUGCAGUGACGGCCUCUUCAUCGUCAUCCUCUUCCGCUGCUCACCAGACCACCACUUUAUCCUCGCCUACCUCCACCCCAUCUGUGCCACCGCUCAUCCUUCCUCCACAGCCGCUUCCCAGCCAUCACCAGCAGCCUCUCCAGUCACAGCCAAAAUUGCCUCAGCAGCAACAGCAGCCAAAGCAUCAGCCGUUGCUCAUCCCUCAAGUGCACCAGUCUUGUCAGCAGAAGAUUCAGCAGCAGCAGCAGAAAUCUCAAACGCAGCAGCAAAUACAACACCAGCAGACACAACACCAACAGUUACCACAUCAGCCAGUCUCUAAGCCAUCCCAGCUUCAGCACCUUCCAUUACACUCUCAGAAGCAACAGCAGCAACAAACAACACCACUGACCCAGAAGCAUCCCCCUCAUGCCCCCUCUGCCAUGACUGGCCAGUUGUCGGGCCCACCACUCCACACACAGUCUGGCAGCGGCAUGCAGAGCCACCAUCACAAGCAUGGGGUUCCAGCAGGGAUGCAGCCGCAGCACCAAGGCUCACCCAUGCAGCACUCACAGCAGACUCAACAUUCUCAGACACAGCACAAUCCCCAUGUCCAUCAGCAUUUGAAGGUGCCACAGCAGCAGCAACAACAACAACCAUCACCACAGCAAUAUCAUCAGCAACAACCACCGCACCCACCACCACAUCAACAGCCGCAGCAGCUGCAAAAGUCCCAGCAACAGUCACACCUCCACCAUCACCAUCACCAGCAUCAGCACCACCAACAUCAGCACCACCACCAUCAGCAACAGCAACAGCAGCAGCAGCAGCAUCAACAUCAGCAACAGCAGCAACAACAACAGCACCACCACCCCCACCACCACCUGGGUCAACCUCAGUCACAGCUCAAGGUCCAUCAUCCACUCCAUCACCACCACCAUCACCAGCAACAUCAUCAACACCCACAGCAACUGCAGCAGCAUCACCAACAGCAGGUGCAGCAGCAUCACCAACAGCAACAACCACCACCACCACCACAGUCCCAACAACAGCCUUCCCCACAACAGUCACAACCCCAGCAGCAGCAGCGCUACUCCCCCUCCCCUGGGGUGCUGCGUCACCCUCCUGAAGGGGACCCGUACCUCCCACAGGAGCAGCAGUACCAACGCCUCACUCCUAGGUCUGGGGCAGUUAUGUCUGGCAACCUUGGGGCUGCAGGACUUCCCCUUGGGUCUGCCCAGCCCUCCAGAAUGUCUGGCCAUGGGGGGGCCUCUGGGGGAGCAUCCACUUCGGGGGGGCCUGCAGCACGGGAGCCUGGCGGUGCUCAGAACACCCUCAUAGACAACACGCCGCCCACCACGCCGGAGAGCAUCAUUUCCAACCUGUCAGAUUCUCCCAGAGGGGAUAAUGAGGGUGCCAAAAUUGAUGAUUCCAGUAAAUCAGGGAGAGACUCAUCUGAAGUUGAGCUGGAUAGUUUAGGAGACCACACCAAGAUUGAUCAGUUCUCAGAAGACUCCAACACGAUGGAUAGCACUCUUGGGAGUGAGCCGCGCCGUCGAGGGGCAAUGAUCAGCCCGGUGAAGCGACAGCAUGAAGGUGCCAUGGGGCAGGCGGGGCUGGGUGACUGUGAAGGCUCAGAGACUGAGGAAGGCAAUAUGACACCAGCCAUGCCCAAGAGGCGACGGCGAGGACCUCGGGCAAGGGCAAACGAUCUGGAGGAUGACGAUGGCCUGAGGAAGGGAAUGGGUCAGGGAGCCUGCUCAGGGCGGAGGCGGCGACGUCAUUCCUCGUCGCGUGGAGGGCUUCAAAUUGACGAUGACAGCGAAACCAGUGGAUUAUCGGCCUUGUCUCUAGCAUGCAGUGCUGCCAGACGGUCCAGAUACAACUUCUGCCAGGAACUAGACCCUGACCUGGACGCCACCAAGAGGAUAGCAGUGUUACAGUCCCGGAUUCAGGAGCUGAAGAGAACCUACAUGCAGGUCAAGACUGAGUUGGCUUCUGUUGAGCGCAGGCGGAAAAAGCUACGCAGGAAAGAACGGGAAAAGGAUGCAAAACCGGAGCUCACGUAACAUGAGGUGAGGGGACGGGUCUGCCCCAGUCAUCUGUGAUCUACUGUGCUCAGUGGUGUUGCUAAAAAGUGAAGAAAAAUAUAAGGAAGGAUCUCAAUAGUUUCCUGUAAGACAUGGGUUGGUAAUGUAUUUAUUAGCCUCUAAGGUGAUGUUUUAAACCCUGGUUUUAAGAGUCAUUGAGUUUUAAUGUUGGAGCCGUGGACUCGACACAUUUUAUGUGAGUUGGACUCGUAGAGCAACUGUGUCUUUGGGAGAAAGCAACUAUCAGGCCAUAAGGAGUGCCUUGGUACAUGUUAUGGGUUCUUGUAGGCUGGGGAGUAGGGAGGGUAAGCUUUAAUGCUGGAGUGUGUUGUGGGCGUUGCCAUGCUCGGUGAUCUGUAACCUCGGAAGACAGAGAGAUAUUCAAAGUUGUUGUACAGUGCUCAUAUUACUCUGUAAAUAAGACAUGCACUCAAGUGAUAUUUGCAGUACUUUUUUAUUGUUAUUUUUUGUAGUAUAAGUACUACCAGUUCAUUUUGGUGUUGCAAGAUUAACUUUGAAGAAAGUUAAUGCCUUUGUAAGAAUAUGUAUAUAGUGAAUAAGGUACAUAUGGAUGAAAGAAGACUGAGUGAGAAGAAAAUUAUCUAUUUCACCAUAAAGUAUUUAUGAAAAUUUGUAAUAUUUUUUAUACAGACUUGAGAAUUUUUUUACUGUAUCUUCCUUAUUCAUAAAGUAGGAAAAAUAUUUCCUGUGAAGUACAACUUGUGCAUGUGUGGGUCCUUGCAUGAGCCAAGUCAAGUCUCGCAUUUUUGGUUUUUAACUGUUAACCACAUACUAUAAAUAUAUAUAUCAGCUGUAAUUUGACUAGUUGAUUGCCAGUUUCCAUUUAAAAAAAAUUGUUAAGCUUUGUAGCUCAAUCAAUUUUCCUCUCCUUAGAAAAGCAAUCAAAUGUGACUAGAAACAGUAUCAAGCAUCAACAGAUCAGACUACAGCUCUACCAUUGCCAAUGUUACCUGAUGCCCGUGGAGGGGAGGGGAGGAAGGAGGAGGAGAAGUAGGAGGGGUCAGAGCUUCCCUCCCAUUGGGUGAAAGCCAGGCAGGUGUAUUCUUAAUUAAAACUACUCGAGUGACAUAGCUUUAGGGUUACCACUACAGAGUAAUUGACCUAAUAUACUUAAGACAUAGAUAGGAACAUUGCUUCAUUGUACUCUACUACUACAACUGCUGCCAUUCUGACUGUCACAAUACUACAGUAACACCGGCUGUUUCUACUGUUUUACUGCUGCUACUACUAUGGAAACUACUACUACUACUACUACUAUUACCACGGCUAUCAUCCUCCACCACUCCGACUUCUACUAUUGUGUCUUAUCUCUUAAGCAUUGCCAGAGCUUCUCUUUCAUUUCCUUAUACAUAUACAAUUGCAACUAAAAUCGUUAUGUGCCCCAUCAAGAAGGUUAUGCAGACUAAGGGCUCUUCUGGUAGCUCUGCCAUCUUGUGCUCAAGUGGUGCUUUCAGACUCCAGCCACUUUUGUAUAGAUCUGAGUAUUAUCAAGCUGUUCUCUUUCUCUCCUUCAGACACAAAACCUAUACUACACACCUCACCAACUAACCAGACCCAGUGGCUGUGUCUGCCUGUCUGUCUGUCUGUCUUUGCCUGUCUCUGUUCUGUCUGUUCUGUAAGUACCCCAGACAACUAACUACCUAGGAGUAAUAAUACACUACUACAGUCACUUGUUCUGUUAUGUGAAGUGCUUGUUGAAUAUUAUAAUUAUUGAUUUAGAUGGUUAUAACACACACACACACACACACACACACACACACACACACACACACACACACACACACACACACACACACACACACACACACACACACACACACACAUACACACACUUGCUGAUGAAAUGGUCAUACCUGUAAUUCAAGUUGAGGCUUAUUAUUGCUUUAAGUACUCCAAGAUGCUCUCCAGAACAGACUUUUGAGUUAUUGGCUAAAAAUACAAAAAUAAAAAAAAAUUGCAUGUAAUGUGAUUGGGUGCAAGGGAAUGGCAGACAAAAUCUUUAAAUGCAAGCCAGCCAGUUAGCCAGCAGCCAACCUAGCCAAUCCAAGCCAAUACAAGCCAAGCCAAGCCAAUACAAGCCAAGCCAAGCCAAGCCAAGCCAAAUCAGCAUCACGAAGACUGAAUGAAGCACGUAAGGCAACACAAGUGGGUAACAGACACACAUGUUAACUGCUGUACAGCCUUAAUUUGUUACACAAGAAUCCUAAAAAUACAUGUUUUAUGUUCAAAGAAAAGUGA
Eriocheir sinensis (Chinese mitten crab) is the source of this 10534-nucleotide messenger RNA. Its product is annotated as serine-rich adhesin for platelets-like. The transcript is spliced from 22 exons. Lineage: Eukaryota; Metazoa; Arthropoda; Malacostraca; Decapoda; Varunidae. Bases 596 to 8254 code for a protein of 2552 amino acids. The record is from RefSeq and is a predicted model, not a curated record. Gene Ontology annotation, cellular component: nucleus. Gene Ontology annotation, molecular function: transcription cis-regulatory region binding. Gene Ontology annotation, biological process: regulation of transcription by RNA polymerase II.